GUCUAUAUGGACGAUUUUUUGGUUUUUGGAAAAACUAUUGCUGAUCCGUGGAAUAGAGUUUGUUCGUUGGAUAAACCAAUAAUUCUUUUUGUUGAAUUUUGCCAAAUUAUUGGUCCAAGACCUUUGUUUUCUUAUCCGGAAGAUGCUUGUCUUAACCAUUUACUCGAAGAACUUUCCCUUUGGUUAAUGAGUUCUGAUAAUUUUCAUGGAAAUUUUACUUCAGCUUAUAAUCAACAACUCGGUGUUUAUGUUUUAACUCAAUAUGCUACAAUGUUGGAUAUAACUGCUAGAGCUUUACAGAGGCCGUUUGCUCUAUCACUUGUAUUGCCACAACAAAAACCAACACCCGAACAAAUUUUAAUUUUUAGACAAAUUUCAAUGGAAAUCCUUUUACCUUUACUUUCAUGUAAUCGUUAUUAUAUUCAUUCAAUGCUUACUUUUGCUUCUAAAUUGGCUGAUAAUUGUGAAAAAACAAAUUUCCAAUCUUAUUAUUCUACAUCAGGAAAUGUCCAACAAAUUGUUGUUUUAUCUAGUAAAAUUAAGGAAAUUAUGUUACAGGUAAAUUUGUAUUUGUUUUGUGUUUUAAUCUUUGUUGGGAUUCUGGUUUUCAGAAUUCUUUCUGUUUUAUUUUUUGUUGGAUUUCUGCUUUGUUUUAAUUAUAUUCUGUUAUGUUUUUCUGAACUCCUAAUUUGUGUUUUGUUUUGUUGAUAUUCUGAUUUUUGUUUUUAUUGUUUUGUGGAAUUCUGAUUUGUUUUAAUUAUAUUCUGUUAUGUGUUUUGUUUUUGUUUUGAUGAAAUUCUCAUUUGUGUUUUUUGUUUUGUUGCAAGGUUUGAUUUGUUCCGUUGAUAUUCUGAUUUUCAGAAUUCUGAUUUUUGUUUUGUUUCUUCCUAAUUUGUGUUUUUAUUUUUUCAGAAUUCUGUUUUGUAUUUUUGUUCGUAUAC
Meloidogyne enterolobii is the source of this 941-nucleotide messenger RNA. The record is from the annotation of a GenBank genome assembly. Lineage: Eukaryota; Metazoa; Nematoda; Chromadorea; Rhabditida; Meloidogynidae.